UUCAAAUUGGUUGUGUUUUGAAUGUUUUUGUUAUCAUGUUCUGUUUUUAUUACAUUUCACACUUUACUCGUAUUAUUUGUAGUUAAUAAUUUUGUUGAAUUAAUAUUGGAAUAAUAUUCGUUAAACCCAUACAAACUAUUGUAAUGUGCAGUAAUGGAUACCGAAAGUGAGUUCCAUUUCGAGUGUCUUUGUCGUACAUGCAUGCAUGAAGUGCCUGCUGCGAACUCAUAUGCCGCGUCCUCGAAUGAAGCUACGGAACAACACUUACAAUCCAUCUUUAACACCGUGGCUGAAUGUGGUGCAAUGCGUAUUACAGAACUGUUAGCUAGAACUAUGCCACAACUACAAUUAAAUCUAAGCGAGGAACUGCCGCAGCACAUAUGCCGUAUAUGCCUGGAGCAAUUGAUGAGUGUUUAUCGCUUUCAACAGAUGUGUUUGCAAUCCGAACACCAAUUGCGCGAGUGGCUGGCAAAACGUUAUACUGAUUUGAAGCCUAUAACCGAGAUUGUUACCGAAACAAAAGUGUUUGCAUUACCUGAACCGGUGAUAGACACGAAUGGCAUUGAAAUUACAAAUGAUGGAGUGGCUCAACCAAAUACAGAUGAUCCGCUACAAAACAUUACUGAAAUAAUUAAAAUAAGUAAAGAUGACUCGAAUAAUAUAAGUGUGUAUCUGAAAAGAGAGUUAAGCGAUGAUGAAAUAUGUACGCCGACUUAUGCAGAAGCCACAGCAUUAACCGAGCAACUUCUUGCAACGCAAAUCAAAGUUGAAAAUGAAACGUCAAUAGCUGCAGCAGAAACCACAACCAGCGAUGAAGUUUCAAGUCAUGAAGAUAUCGAGGAUAGUGACGGGGAUAAGUUGACCGUAAAUGCUUUACACAAAGCUCCUGUCAAAGACGAUAUUUCCAAAGAUCCGUCAACUCAGCAUACCUGCACACGUUGUAGUAAAACUUUCGCUACACGUCGCUACUUGUUAAGACAUUUUAGACGUCAUAAAAACUCGGAUGAACAAAUUAAUACAACCACAACAACAGAAAAAAAUACGCAGAGUUUAAGUUUAAAAUGCGAUCUCUGUGGGGCACACUUCAGAAAGGCUGAAACCUUACAGAAACAUAAGGAAACACACAAUGAGAAAACGGAAGAAUUAAAUACAUUGUCCGCACCGUGCUUUGAGUGCGAUUUAUGUGAUAUGAAAUAUUGCACGCAACGCACAUUAACAAGGCAUAAACGACAGCAACAUAGUGGCGAAAAUUCGGAGGCGAUACCCAAGCCACAUUCUUGUGAACUUUGCAACAAGAGUUUCCAACAAUCGGGCACACUGAAAGAUCACAUGCGUACACACACAGGGGAGCAGCCAUAUUUGUGUUCUGAGUGUGGGAAGGCAUUUAAUAGCUCCAGCAAUUUGAAACAGCAUUUAUUACGACACACUGGUGUUAAGCGUUACGAGUGCCCUGACUGUCCGAAGAAAUUCCCUUGCCUCAGCGAUUUAGCUUCACACAAAGCAGUGCAUCAACAGAUCAAGCCACAUGUUUGUGAUAUCUGCGGCAAUGGAUUUGGCAAGCGUUAUCAGUUAAAGAAGCAUAAAAUGUAUCAUAAUGGUGAAAAGCCACACAAAUGUGAAUAUUGUGAAAUGCGAUUUGUCUGCAUGGAUCACCAGCGUCGUCACAUGCGUACACACACGGGAGAAAAGCCAUACAAAUGUAAAUACUGUGAACGCGCCUUUGCUCAGAGCAAUGAUCUAAUUAAGCAUUUGCGCACGCACCUCGGUGAAAAUGUUUAUAGAUGUGAAUUGUGUCCAAGCGCCUUUCGUUUAGCAACUGAGUUGCGUAUACACUUUGCCGACCACAAGAAUGACGAUGAGGCGACGCGGGCACGAAAUUUGCAAGCGCUUGCCGAAGCGGAGGAUAAAAUGCGUUUGAGUAUGACGACGAAAAGUCGACUGCAGCCGCAAGAUGUGGCAACGUAG
Molecule: messenger RNA, 1965 nt
Organism: Zeugodacus cucurbitae (melon fly)
Lineage: Eukaryota; Metazoa; Arthropoda; Insecta; Diptera; Tephritidae
Product: zinc finger protein 678
Exons: 5
Coding region: 154-1965 (603 amino acids)
Biological process (GO): regulation of transcription by RNA polymerase II
Cellular component (GO): nucleus
Molecular function (GO): RNA polymerase II transcription regulatory region sequence-specific DNA binding; zinc ion binding; DNA-binding transcription factor activity, RNA polymerase II-specific
Source: RefSeq, a predicted model, not a curated record